Molecule: messenger RNA, 2195 nt
Organism: Drosophila eugracilis
Lineage: Eukaryota; Metazoa; Arthropoda; Insecta; Diptera; Drosophilidae
Gene: Ero1L
Product: ero1-like protein
Exons: 5
Coding region: 313-1764 (483 amino acids)
Biological process (GO): protein folding in endoplasmic reticulum
Cellular component (GO): endoplasmic reticulum; endoplasmic reticulum membrane
Molecular function (GO): FAD binding; thiol oxidase activity; protein-disulfide reductase activity
Source: RefSeq, a predicted model, not a curated record
AGCACAUUUCGGCACACCGCGUAUGCGGUCACUUCAACGCCAAGUACGUGUCCAAAAUCAUGAAACGAAAGUAAAUCAAGAAUGUUGCUGCUGCGGAACGUAAAUACUAGCUAAACUCGUGAAAUUGGCCAGUGCGAAUCACAGGUGCACUCCGUUGGGAAAAUCACAUUCAGAUGCAGUCCGUUGGUCGCAAAGCGACUAAGCACUCCAGAAACUAAACAUAGUAUCAAAAACAACAACUGCAUAGAGAGAGAGAGAGAGCUAGCAACAGCAACAGUCACAAAAAUAAAAACAUCUACCUUAAAAAUUAAAAUGACAACACACACAGUGCAGCGAAACCUUUGGGCCUCGGGCUUGGUGGUCCUUAUAUUGCUUCUUUAUUGGACGGAUUCAACAAGAGGAUACUUUGCGGCCAUCGACGAAGCCAAGACCAGCAAAAAUUGCUUCUGUGAGUUGGAGGGAUCUAUAAACGACUGCAGCUGCGAUGUGGACACAGUGGAUCACUUUAACAACAUGAAAAUCUAUCCGCGUCUGCAGAGUCUGCUGGUGAAGAACUUCUUCCGCUUCUACAAGGUGAACCUGCGCCAGGAGUGUCCCUUUUGGCCGGACGACAGUCGAUGUGCGAUCCGCUUCUGCCAGGUGGAAAACUGCGAGGAGCAAGCUAUUCCGGUGGGCAUAAAGGAGAAAGGAGAGCACAAGGAGAAGGCGUCGUUUAAAUAUACGCGGGAGGCGCAAGUGGAGGGCGGGGCUUGCUCGGAUGGUGAAGAUUUCGAUAGCUCCUUGGGAUUCCUGGACACAAGUAUAAGUGACCAAGCGCACAGGGAAUUCGAGCUGUGGGCGAAGCAUGACGAGGCGGAGGAGGACUUUUGUAUAGUAGAUGACCAUGAGGAGGGUUCCCAGUAUGUGGAUCUGCUUCUGAAUCCCGAGCGGUACACUGGAUAUCGCGGAGAGUCGGCACACCGCAUCUGGAAGAGUAUUUAUCUGGAGAACUGCUUUGGUGGCAAUAACGAAACGGCUAAUAAGUUCUCGAACUAUGUGCCCCAUUUUGAUCUGCGGGACGUGUGCUUGGAACAGCGUGCCUUUUACCGCAUUAUCUCUGGACUCCAUUCCAGCAUUAAUAUCCAUUUGUGCUCCAAAUAUCUGCUGUCCGAAUCGAAAGACUUCCUCGAUCCUCAGGGCAUCUGGGGUCCAAACGCCAAUGAGUUUAAGCGACGCUUUAGCCCGGAAACCACAGGCGGUGAGGGGCCACACUGGUUGCGGAACCUCUACUUCAUCUAUCUGGUGGAGCUGCGCGCCUUGGCAAAGGCUGCUCCUUAUUUGCGGCGCGAGGAUUACUACACAGGCAUAGCCGAGGAGGAUGAGGAGGUCAAGCUGGCCAUCAACGAUAUGCUGUCUGUCGUUGAAAAUUUCCAAUCUCACUUCGAUGAAAAUGCUCUCUUCAGUAGCGGCAUUGCGUCCAUUAAGUUCAAGCACGACUACAAGGAGAAGUUCCGCAACAUAUCCCGCAUUAUGAGCUGUGUAGGCUGUGAUAAGUGCAAACUCUGGGGCAAGCUGCAGACACAAGGAUUGGGAACUGCUUUGAAGAUCCUUUACUCGGAGAAGCUUAAUCUGGCCACAGAAAGCGGACUGUGGGACAAGCCACACAUUGAAGCAGAUCCCAUCUUCAGACUGUCGCGUACAGAGAUUGUUGCUCUCUUUAAUGCUUUUGGAAGAUUAUCAAACAGUAUAUACGAAAUGGAGAACUUCCGACGCGUGCUGAGGUAACCCAGCCCACCUAGACUUUCCGAGUGACGGCCCUGAUCAUAGAUGCACCGUUGCAUGACCUACUAGUUAAUUUAUACGCACAUCACUGUGGCUGUAUCUUAAGCAUCUUCCAGAUUGCGGUCUACCCUUCCAUAUUUCGUAACACUUAACCGGCCAGAGGCUAGCAACCCCAGGAAAGCUGCUUCCCUGUACAUACAAACUAUUACCUAGGCUACUUGUACUUUAGCACACCGUAUCACCCUCAUAAGAAAUAACCAAAUGACAAAAAACAGCCCAGGAAGGAUGCAGGUGUUUAAUGUAAGUUAGGAUAGUAUUUAUUGUAGCUGGAGGAGUUUGUAAGCAGAACUUAAUGAGAACGUAAACGCAUUGUGCAAUAACUCGACCUUACGACACGAGGAAUUAAAAUAAAUGAGCAGUUAGAUGUUUUGAAA